Molecule: messenger RNA, 2648 nt
Organism: Drosophila busckii
Lineage: Eukaryota; Metazoa; Arthropoda; Insecta; Diptera; Drosophilidae
Gene: DNAlig4
Product: DNA ligase 4
Exons: 4
Coding region: 46-2481 (811 amino acids)
Biological process (GO): nucleotide-excision repair, DNA gap filling; DNA recombination; double-strand break repair via nonhomologous end joining
Cellular component (GO): DNA-dependent protein kinase-DNA ligase 4 complex; DNA ligase IV complex
Molecular function (GO): DNA ligase (ATP) activity; DNA binding; ATP binding
Source: RefSeq, a predicted model, not a curated record
AGGGUAUGACUGACGAAAUAAACAAAACUUUAAGCAAAACAAAAAAUGGAUAUAGCAAGUACAAUUAAAUUUCGCGAUAUAUGCGAAAUGAUGGAGAAAGUUAAAGCGGCGCGUAAUACACAGCGCAAGGAAAUAGUGCUAAAGCGUUACUAUGAAUCCUUUUGCAAGCAUCGCCUGGCGUUUCGCCAAAGCGCCGGCCUAACGGAAAAUGAUCCGGAGGAGGGCAACAGCAGCUUUUAUGCCGUGCUGCGUUUGUUAAUACCGGGCGCUGAUACCGCUAGAGACAACUAUGGACUACAAAUAACAAAUCUGGGCAGAAUCUACACCAGCGUGCUGCAGCUGGCAGCAGAUUCUGAUGAUGCUAUACGUCUGAAGCAUCGCGCUUGGACAGCACAACGGGAUUAUGCAGAUGUGGUGCAUGCUGUGUUGUUGCCACGCUGCCACAAUGCGGCAAGUAAUCUGACCUUGCAACAGCUGCACGAAAUGCUGGACACCAUAGCCAAUGAGGAUAGUGAAGUUAAGAAACGUGAGCUUGUGCGCUUUACCGAGCUCGCCUCGGCCAAGGAACAAAAGUGGCUCAUACGCAUUUUGCUCAAGGCCAUGUCCUUGGGCAUAGGUGAGCAACGCAUCUUUGCGCUGCUGCAUCCUUUGGCCAAAGACAUGUAUCAACGCUGCACGGACUUGUCGCGCGUCUGCAAGCUGCUGGCAGACAAUAAACUUUCGGUGGACAGCACAUCAAAUGAGAGUGUGAAUCUGAAUUCGUUUAUAGAACCUUUUCAGCUGAUACGUCCGAUGUUGUGUGAACGUUUUCCUGGCAAAAUCGAGGAGCUCAUGCAGUCCGACGUGCUCUAUGUGGAAACCAAAAUGGAUGGCGAGCGCUUUCAGCUGCACUAUGCACGUGAGCGCUUCAAAUAUAUAUCACGCAAUGGCGCUGAUUAUACAAGAAGCUUCGGAGCUAGCUUUGAGGCCGGCACAUUGACGCCGCAGCUGCGUGGGCUGCUGCCCAUGGGCAUGGAGUCGAUUAUACUGGAUGGCGAAAUGAUGGUGUGGGAUACACAGCAGCUGCGCUACCGUGACAAAGGCGAGAAUACGGAUGUCAAGCAUCUGAAGCCAGAGCGCAGCUGGCGUCCAUGUUAUGUUGUCUAUGACUUGCUGUAUCUGAAUGGCCAGAGCUUGUUGGAUAUGACGUAUGCGCAGCGUAGCUAUAAGCUGCAGGAGCUGCUUAAGGAGCAGACGGGCGUGCUGCAAGUUAUGAAGAGUCGUAAGAUUGGAUCAGUGCAGCAGUUCAAUGAGGUGUUUCAACAAAUGCUCGACUCCAAUGCGGAGGGCAUUGUGCUGAAGAAACAAAAUUCUGUAUACAGUCCAGGUGUGCGCAUUGGCGGCGGCUGGUACAAGGAUAAAGCAGAUUAUAUUGAAGGCUUGAUUACGGAAUUCGAUGUGCUCAUCAUUGGCGGCUUUUACAACCGCAAACGCACCUUCAUUGAAUCCUUUCUGCUGGGCGUGCUCAAGCCUGGCAGCGAUGCCAAUCGGGCCGAGGUCUUUAGCAUUGGCUGUGUGGCCAAUAAUACGCGUCAACGCAGCGUGCUGCAUCAUGAGCUGGCGCCACAUUGGCAUGAGGCUAGCCGCGAGCCGCCGCCGCUUUGGUAUCACUAUAAGCCCAACGAAAAGGAAGGCUGUCCCGAUGUCUGGAUCAAGCCAAGCGAUUCCAUUAUAUUGCAGGUUAAAGCAGCGGAUCUGGCGCCAUAUAGCGCGUUCUUUACGCCCAAGUCCUUGCACUUUCCGCGCACACAACUCAUGCGCGACGAUAAGGUGUGGGAUGAGUGCAUGACGCUGGCGGAAUAUACGCAGCUGUGUCAGGGUCGAGCGGGCAUUAAAAAGCUGAACAAGCGUGCCGUCCAAAGCGAUGACUUCACCGUGGAGCGCAAGCGACUGAGGCCCAGUUUGGCGCAACGUGCUCGCCUUGGACUGGCAGCCUAUGAGAAGCGCUUUGAUGCGCAGACUGUCGGCAGCAGCUCGCAGCUGCUGGAGGGCUUCAGUGUUUGCAUCUUGAGCGGCUCACGUGCGCAUAGCAAGCAGCAGCUGCAGACGCUGGCCGCCGAGCAUGGCGCGCAAAUUGUGCAGAAUCCUUUGCCCAAUGAUGCCAAAUGCAUUUGCAUUGCCGGCGACAUGGUUUUUCUGGUGGAGCGUUUAAUGAAGCAGACGCCACGUUUGAAUGAUGUGCUGCGCAUGGAUUGGCUGCUGCGCAUCUGUGAGCAGCAGCAGCUGGAGCUGCGUCCCAGAGAUGUGCUGGCAGCUACGGAAGCGUUGCAGGCGCAGUUUAAACACAGCUUCGAUGCGCUGGGCGAUAGCUAUACGGACACGUUUGCCAGUGUAGAGGAACUGCAGCUGGUGCUGCGGGAUAUAAGCGACGAGCAGUUGCAGUCGGCGCACUUUGAGCCAGCAGAGCUGCUGGACCUCAAGCAGCAGCUGAGUGGCGACUGACAGAUGAGGUGGCCUCACUCAAUGUAGUAUUUGUUGAUAUCCGGCAGUUGGAGUUGCCUGCUUUGAUCAGACUUUUGGACUCCAUUUGGUUGCGUAGAUCCCACGAUGCUAGCUGUGCUCGUAUCUCUGCAGUUUUGUUAAAGUUUAAUAAUAAUGUAUUAGAACAA